This is a messenger RNA of Kalmanozyma brasiliensis GHG001, 1386 nucleotides long. Its product is annotated as Histidine phosphatase superfamily, clade-2. NCBI's taxonomy places the organism in Eukaryota, Fungi, Basidiomycota, Ustilaginomycetes, Ustilaginales. The transcript has a single exon. Gene Ontology annotation, molecular function: acid phosphatase activity. The coding region runs from base 1 to 1386 and encodes 461 amino acids. The record is from RefSeq and is a predicted model, not a curated record.
AUGCUGGCCGCCACCUUCCAAAAGAGCUCGGCAGCAGCCCUGCUCCUGCUCCAGCUCGUCACCCUCUCCCUUGCCUCCGCCAUCCCCCGUCGUGACCACGACUCCAGCAGCUCCAGCUUCGUGCUCGAGCACCACCUCGGCAACCUCUCACCUUACUUCGACGCGCCAGUCCCCAACCACCUCUCGCUCGGCGUUCCCUCUGGCUGCCAUGUCGACCAAGUCUCUCUCAUCCACCGACACGGUUCUCGCGGACCCAUCUCGUCCGAGAUUGGCUCCGUCCGCAACCUCUCGUACUACCUCAACAACCAUACUUCCCUCCUCCGCUCGCCAGUCUCUGCGCCGCCCCAGCGACUCGCCUUCCUCUCGGAGUCCGGAUGGAAUGCUGACGCCCUCAAGCAGGAUGAUCUCACCGCCGUUGGUCGCCGCGAGCUCUUCUCGCACGGCGUCCAGAUGCGACUUGAUUACCCGCACCACAACACCACCCUCUUUCUGGCGGGCCAGCAGGACCGUGUCGUCGAAUCUGCGCAGUGGUUUGCCGCUGGCUACCUCGGGAAGGACGCUAACACCACCGGUCAGCUCGAUCUCAUCAGCGAGAGCCUUGGUGUCAAGAGCUAUAUAACGCCAAUGGAAAGUUGUGCCACGUGGACCUAUGCUUCCGGUGGCAAGCCCGUCGCUGACUGGGGCAACGUUUACCUUCCCCCCAUCGCCAAGCAGCUCAAUGCCGAAGUUUUGGGUGUGUGGCCCGGAUUGAACUUUACGCAGGACAACGUGCACGGAAUGCUGUGGGCGUGCGCGUACGAUCUGGCCACCUACGGUUCUGUUUCCAAGAGUCACUGGUGCGGCGUCUUCUCGUCCAAGCAGAUCAAGCAGUUUGAGUACGAGCUGGAUCUUCUCAUGCGCGGUGCCUUCGGGUAUGGGCUGCCCAACAACUCGGGUCAGGUGAUGGGCUCGCUGUUCGUCUCGAACCUCACCCAGCGCUUGACACAGCCCGAGUCGUUCAAGGAGCCCAACGGCCAACAGAGGAGUCUUUUCUUCGACUUUGCUCACGAUACCACCAUCGACCUCAUCCUCACCUCCCUCGGCCUUGCUGCGGACAAGAGCUACCCGGUGGACGGACCCAUCAACCCCGCCCGCAACUGGAGGACAAGCUACCAGGUCCCCUUCGCAGCCCAGAUGGAGUGGAGGAAGGUCAUCUGCCCGGGACAGCAGAAGGCCGACAUGAUCCAGCUGCACCUCAACAAGGCGCCCUUCGACCUGGGUCCGCUGUGCAAGACCGACAAGUUUGGCGGUUGCGAUCUGUCGGAAUUCUUGGAUGCAGAGGCGGUCAAGGAGGCUAACGCAGUGCAGGUGGGCGAUGCCGUUUGGACCGCUGCUUGUGGGCAGUAG